UCCUAGCGGUUUCGCGGCUUGCCAGCACUGACCCGUAGCAAGAGGAGGUCGCAAUGGCCGAGCCAACCGUUGUCAUAGCCCCCACCACAGUACCAAGAGAAGACCUGGGACAUGGGGAGCCGCUCCUCACGACUGCGAAACAAGUCAAGAAGACGCCAGGUCUUGAGAGAGAAGGAUGGUGGAGGCUCACAGUAACGGAUACUCCAAUACCUGGGACUUACCACUUAAGGACUUUUAUUGAAGACGCCCUAUUAAAUCCAGUGAAAGUAACCUACAAUUUUAAAAACGAAGGGAGGAAAAAGCCCCCUCUUGUGCUGAGAAACGAUCCGGUCCCAACUGAUCUCCCACAGUAUAGUCCUCCUGACUUCUUGGAGCUGUUGAAGAAGCAGAUGGCCUCAUACUCUUUCAAGGACAAACCCCGGGCAGAUCCCAGCACACUAGUUGACAAAGAUGAGUCACUCCAUCUUUGCCCGGGACAGUACGAGAUACUUCCUGCACCGGUUCCCAAGAGCCCAGCCAGGAGCUUCGUAUUUCGCUCUUCAGUUCAAAGAUUCCCACCAAAUUAUUUCACUCCUCUCCCUCUGGUAAAAGCGACUCAUACUAGCCACCGAAGGGAAAAGGUCCAUCCUGUUAUCAUCCGGAGAGUGGAGUUGGAAGCCUCCCUGCCAAGCAGAGAGAUGUUCAUCAUGAAACGUUUCCUGUGGUUUCUGCUGACCCCCAAGUUCUGGGAUUCAAGCCAGCACGAGGGCCCUGGACCAGGUGACUAUGAGCUGAAGGCAUCCCCCAAAGGCUCUAUUACUUCUUGUUUUCGAUCUAAGGUCCCCCGAUUCUUGCCUGUCAGUUCAAAAACACCAGGCCCAGGAGCAUACACAUCUUCGAGACAGUUCCCCAAGCAGUCUUCAACCAUUGCCAAAAUGGGUAGAGAACACAGUCUCUUCUUCAACAACACAAUUGGCUUUUAAAAUAAAACAAUAUUG
Molecule: messenger RNA, 977 nt
Organism: Mus caroli (Ryukyu mouse)
Lineage: Eukaryota; Metazoa; Chordata; Mammalia; Rodentia; Muridae
Gene: Stpg4
Product: sperm-tail PG-rich repeat containing 4
Biological process (GO): epigenetic programing of male pronucleus
Cellular component (GO): female pronucleus; germinal vesicle; male pronucleus
Molecular function (GO): chromatin binding; histone binding
Source: RefSeq, a predicted model, not a curated record